Messenger RNA from Schistosoma bovis, 1471 nucleotides. The record is from the annotation of a GenBank genome assembly. Lineage: Eukaryota; Metazoa; Platyhelminthes; Trematoda; Strigeidida; Schistosomatidae.
AUGUUAUUGUCAAGUGAAUCUUGGACUAAAGUAUUCAUCCUGUGCAAUUGUAGUUUUGUAGUGUUCGGUGUUGCUCUGUUAGCACUCGGAAUUCAACCACAAAUCACAUUAAAUCAAUUCAGAACUAUACUACAAAAUGCGAAACCAGAGAUCUUCCUGGUUGUCAGUAUUUCAGGAGGUCUCGGUGUACUAGGAUCAUUUGUUGGCAUUUAUGGACACUCGAAGAAACACAAAAUGAUCAUAUAUUUGAACAUUUUCGUUUUGUUUAUCGUGACUUGUAUGUGGAUCGGUAUGUCAUUUAAAGUAGCUUUAACGGAAGACAGGUUCCCUCAGUUAGCUGACAACUCACUAAGUUCUACUGUUAAAAAAUAUGAUAAACGAGUUGAUUAUCGGAUGGAGUUUGAUCAAUUACAAAAGAGUUUUUUCUGCUGUGGAGCGUCAUCGUACAAAGACUAUCCAGUUAUUGAAAGAGUACUGAAAACACCUGUUUCAUGUAUGUACAGUAAACUCGAAUUUCCCAGAGGAUGUGUAUCAGCGAUAAUUGAAUAUACACAAACUUAUCUAAAUAUAAUCAUGUAUCUAUGCUUCACAUUCGGGAUUAUUCAAGCGCUCUACUUGAUAUUGUCAAUUAUGAGAAUACGUAAAUUUGAAGGUGACAAUUUUCUAUCUGCAUAAUUGUCUUAUUGAGACCAAAUGUUAAGAAGAUAUUCAAUGGAACCUAAUGUCAAUCAAACAACCGAAUCAUUGACUAUUCAUUACUCAUUCUAUUGCCAUUUGAUCUUACUUAUUUGUACACCAUUAUACACUAUUCUUAUCAACUGAAUAAUGAAUUUCUUCAUUAUUUUCUUUGUUUAAAUCAACUUGUUACUGGGAGGUAUUUCGAAAGAAAACAAACAAAACAUGAGAAACGUUUAUUCUCUUUAACACAAUCGAUAGGAUAUUUCAACUAGAGUAUAUCAGUCAAUCAGAUCCGAAGUGUUCAUACAACGAAUACAAGGUACUUGAUCGAAAGGAGAUUAUCAUUAUUAUUAUUAUCAUAAGGUAUUGAUUAGAUUUCAAGAUAGAUGGUUGUCAUCUCUUCAGAGUGUUUAUUGUGGAGGUGUAAUAGCAAUGAUAAAUCGAUCUAGUUGUGGUUAUUGAGAGUUGCAUUAUGAUUUAAUGAUGGAAAGUCAUUGGUUGACUAUAACACUGAGAGCAUUGUGGAUUGAUUGAGCUUUAGAAGUAAAACGAUAGGUGUAUUUUUCUUUGAAAUUCUACUUGUGACAUUUCGUCACAAUAUCUGUUGAGCAUAGUUGGAGAUGUGAAAACCACACUACAAUGGAAUAUACACUAUUGAUAUAACAUGGCUUGGACUUACUUACUUACGUGCGCCUGUUACUCCUAAUGGAGCAUAGGCCGCCGACCUGCAUUCUCCAACCCACUAUGUCCUGGCCAUUCUUUUCUGAUUCCAUCCAAUUCUUGUUCAUUUUUC